Melozone crissalis (California towhee) is the source of this 4238-nucleotide messenger RNA. It is a transcript of the gene COCH, whose product is annotated as cochlin. Lineage: Eukaryota; Metazoa; Chordata; Aves; Passeriformes; Passerellidae. The coding region runs from base 1058 to 2656 and encodes 532 amino acids. The record is from RefSeq and is a predicted model, not a curated record. The transcript has 10 exons.
GAGGGAAAUACAGAUCUCCAAGCAAUGCAGGGUUUGUUAGCUAGACACGUCUAAUUACUGUCCUUGUGUGCACAGCCAGCCAGGGAACUCAGUCAAGUACAUUACAUUAGAAACGACAGGAGUUAGAACUUCCUGUGGUGUCUUGCACUUGUAGGGGCUGGAAAAAUGUUGCAGGGUGAGAGGCACAAGCAGUGCUGUGAGAGCAGAUAUUGCCAGUGGUGCUUGUUGCAAUUGCUCCUCCAAGGAUUUCCAGCCUUGCAGCUGCUGUUUGAUUUUGAUGGUCUUGCUGAGUGCCAUUUGGUGGACACAGCUUGUUCAGUGCCCAUUAAUUGGCAAACACACUUGUAGAACUUCCACAAAAGGAUUAGGGGACUCAAAGAGGAAAGCAAAUCAGAGUUUUUUACCAAUCUAUACCAAUAAUAUUGCAUUUUUGACCUUGAAAUCAUGGAGCUUGUAGGUAUAAGCACCAAUUCUGCUUGAUUUUUCCAUCUUUUGUCUUUACAGCAAUUAAAUAAGAUUUAAGCAUGGCUAGGAUGUGAGUAGGUAAGACUAAGACCUAAAAGAAACUUUAUUUCUUAGAAUACUUGAGAAUCAGAUUGAAUCACUUUAGUUCUUGCUAGAUAGACAGUUUUUAUUAUCUUGAGAAAGGAAAAAUAAAAAUGUGCUUACUGCUUUCUUUUCUUCUUAGUCUGAACUAUAUAGGCAGAUUCAGCAUAUACAAGUCCCAUAUUUGUACAAAAUAGCAGCAAUGAUUUUUCAGGAAGAUGUGAUUAGGUAGCUUAAGAUUGUUUGAGCAUAGCAUUAAUGACUAUUGUAUAUAAUUAAGAGUAAAAUUGCAUGCAUAGCUGAUGAUGUGUGGUCAAUUCACACCGUCAGAAUGAACAGACGUGUUUCACUUUGCAUUUCUGGCUGCAACUCUUCUGCUUUUCAGCUCUAAAGUCAGUGAGAUUAGCUGAAGGUAUCACCUUUUCCAUCCCCUGAUGAAGAGCAGCAUAUGCUCCAAGUUCAUUUAUAAGCAGCAUAUGUUGGGGUCAAAAAACACAUUCAGUCAACGAGAAUGAAAAUAGUGGGCAGAAAAGUAGCUUCUACUGCUAUCACAUGCUUUACAAGAGGACUUGACCUUAGAAAGGGGACAGAAGAUGUCCUUUGCCCAGCAAACUGUCCUCUGUGGCAGUUCUAUGUCUUUGGGGAUGGAGUUUAUGCCUCUCUUUCGAGCGUCUGUGGAGCUGCCAUACACAGUGGGGUGAUUACCAACACAGGAGGAGCUGUAAGGGUGCAGACUCUCCCAGGACAGGAAAACUACCCUGCUGUAAAUGCCAAUGGCAUCCAGUCUCAGGUGCUCUCUAGAUGGGCUUCAUCUUUCUCAGUGACUGCAGGUACCCCGAGCACAGCCCUGGAAGCCGUGGGACGAUCGGUGUCCACAGCGCGUCCUUCCACAGGUAAAAGACCUAAGAAGACUCUUGAUAAAAAGGCUGGAAACAAAGACUGUAAAGCUGAUAUUGCCUUUCUCAUUGAUGGAAGCUACAACAUUGGCCAACGUAGGUUUAACUUGCAGAAAAACUUUGUUGGAAAAGUAGCUGUAAUGUUGGGGAUUGGAACAGAAGGGCCUCAUGUUGGGGUCGUACAGGCCAGUGAACAUCCAAAAAUUGAAUUCUAUCUGAAAAACUUUACUGCUACAAAAGAAGUUUUGUUUGCAAUAAAAGAAUUAGGCUUCAGAGGAGGCAAUUCCAAUACAGGCAAAGCUUUGAAGUACACAGCUCAGAAAUUCUUCUCUUUGGAAAAUGGAGCACGGAAGGGAAUUCCCAAGAUCAUUGUAGUGUUCCUGGAUGGCUGGCCCUCAGAUGAUCUAGAAGAAGCUGGCAUAGUGGCCAGAGAAUUUGGAGUCAAUGUGUUCAUUGUGUCUGUAGCAAAACCCACAACAGAGGAGCUGGGAAUGGUACAAGACAUUGGCUUUGUGGACAAAGCUGUCUGUCGAAACAAUGGCUUCUUCUCUUACCAAAUGCCCACCUGGUUUGGUACUACCAAAUAUGUAAAACCUCUUGUCCAAAAGCUGUGCUCACACGAGCAGAUGUUGUGUAGCAAGACCUGCUACAACUCCGUCAACAUCGGUUUCCUGAUAGACGGCUCCAGCAGCAUCGGAGAGAGCAACUUCCGCCUCGUGCUGGAGUUCGUGAGCAACGUGGCCAAAGCUUUUGAGAUCUCUGACAUCGGCUCCAAGGUGGCAGCCGUGCAGUUCACCUACGACCAGAGGACCGAGUUCGGCUUCACCGACUUUGUCACCAAGGACAAGGUCCUGUCGGCCAUCCGCGGCAUCCACUACAUGAGCGGGGGCACGGCCACCGGCGAUGCCAUCUCCUUCACCACCAGGAACGUGUUUGGGCCAGUGAAAGAUGGGCCUAACAAGAAUUUCCUCAUCGUUCUCACCGAUGGUCAGUCUUAUGAUGAUGUUAGAGGACCUGCUGCAGCUGCUCAAAAAGCAGGAAUAACAGUCUUCUCUGUUGGUGUUGCCUGGGCACCUUUGGAUGAUCUGAAAGACAUGGCUUCUGAACCAAGAGAAUCUCAUACUUUCUUCACCAGGGAGUUCACAGGAUUGGAGCAGAUGGUUCCUGAUAUUAUUAGAGGCAUCUGUAAAGACUUUUUGGACUCUAAACAAUAAAAAAAUAUGCAGUUCACUAUUACUAUCUGAAACUAAAAAUCAUGAAAUUGAAAUGAAAUGGUCCCUCUAAAGUACAGAUGUUUUAUUCUUAUAUAUGCUAUCACAAUACAGAGGAAGAAGAAGGGCUACCUUUUUUUUCUGUAAUCAGUCAAAGAUUUCUGUGAGCUUGUACUUGAUCCUGAAGUGCAGGAUUUGGCCAACAGUUAAUAUUUUGGACAAGCAUAUAGCAUCCUGAAGUUCAAAGCUUUGCAUAUCAUGCACUUAAGAAUAGCAGAUGCUGAGAGGAAAUAAUACAGCUCUGACAUUUUUUCCUGACACUUGCUAAACACCUUCUUAGGAGUUAAAAAAAAUCUUUAAAUAUAAGGUACUACCUUCUAUAAGCUUUCCGUAGCUUACAAUUCUGUAUCUUUGGAAAGAGUUCUGCUGAUAACACAAAGUACUUUCAGUGCUCCUGAUGUGCAACAUCCAUUACUGCCAGGCAGCUUGAGAAAAGAUAUGGCAGAUUGUAGCUGAAAGAGUCUAUUCUCACUAGUUGGGGUUUUGUUGGAUCUGGUUGGCAAAUUUUAUAUCAAAAGUCAUUUAACUUCUACCCACAGAUUUCUGUGGAUCUAUUUGGUUGGUUCUUUUAGCACAGAAUUUUAAAGGCAUUUAAGGCACAGUAGAGAAUCUGGAUCCUAAUAUAUUAGCUACUACUGCUGCUUUCUGCACCACUGAAGUCAACAGUGAUAUUCCAAAUAAAACUGACAACCGGAUAUUUCCUGUCUGCUGCCUUGUAUUGUCUUGAUUUGACAAAGUUGUUGUUGGCCAGACAGUUAGAGACAGGAAUCUUGGGCCAAGAGAUUAAAUAAGACCACACAGUGGGAACUGAGAACAUUCAAAUUCAAGUCCAGAGGUAUCUCAAACCUUUAAACCUAAUGGAUUUAUAUCAGAUUACAUGGUCAGAAAAGAAGAGAGUAGGCAGACACAUUAAGCUGGAUUGAGUAGUUCAGAGAAUAACAACUUCAUAAUGGUAGUAAAAACACCUUUAUAGAUGUGUGAGGUUUUCUGAAAAUAAAAGAACAGUUUUCUUGAAAAAGGCUUUCAUUUGAUUACAUACCUAGUAAUGUUGAUAUAUUUAUAUGCACACAUAUAUGGCUAAAAUGAUGUGAUAUUCACCAAGUUAUUCCAGUGUCCUGGUGUGAAUAACAUACUCCAAAUAUUCUGAAUAAAUAAAGGGGGUUUGCAAAUAAAAUGUAUAGUAGAAAACAAAACAGCACUUUCCCUAUCAGUCUGGGGUUUCCCUUUUUUCCUCUCCCCCACUAUUGAUUGUAAAAUUUCUAGUAGUUAUGGAGUGGCACAGAAAGGAUUGUAUUCAUUGGGCUUUUGCUGUGCACUUUUUAAUAACUUAUAACUGACUAUAUAUUACUCUAAACCUAAAUGGCAAAGAUUCCUUGUAUUUUUCUAGCAAUUGUUAUCCCUAAUUUUGUUAUGUGUUUAUAGGUAAGAGUAUUAAGCCUUUGCUGUAUAAAUUCAUAUGCUAUAUCAACUUUGUGCAAAAAUUCAAUUAAUUUAGUUUAUAAACUUUUUAUAGAAAUAUAUAUUG